This is a messenger RNA of Carya illinoinensis, 1728 nucleotides long. RefSeq names its product nuclear transcription factor Y subunit A-4-like. The transcript is spliced from 7 exons. Gene Ontology annotation, biological process: regulation of transcription by RNA polymerase II. The coding region runs from base 636 to 1550 and encodes 304 amino acids. Lineage: Eukaryota; Viridiplantae; Streptophyta; Magnoliopsida; Fagales; Juglandaceae. Gene Ontology annotation, molecular function: DNA-binding transcription factor activity, RNA polymerase II-specific; RNA polymerase II cis-regulatory region sequence-specific DNA binding. The record is from RefSeq and is a predicted model, not a curated record.
UUUAUGUUCGUAAGGUUACAGUCGAAAGAACAGCAGAACAAAGGGGAAAAAGGUUUCGGAGAAGAAAGUGUGGAAAUGUUGGUGGACCCGGGAAUGGUGGGUGGGCUAGUCUCUCUAUGUGGGUGACUGUAUUAUGAAGCUAUUUUAAAGUCUUAUGGUGGUUGGUUGUUCUCAGUAAAUCCAAAUCCAAAGCCAAUAUCAAGAAAGAGAAGGCUUGUACGAUCAGAGAAGCAAAGAAGAAGAAAGUAUUUGAGAGAGAGAGAGAAAGGGAGAGUAUAUUUGUGUGUCUGAGUUGAUUCCAAGACUCAAGGUGGGAGACAUGUCCAGGUUCAUCCCAACAGUACGAUUCUUUGCUUCUUCAUGUCUUCGUGGAUCCCAAAGGGGCUCAUUUAUUGGCCUGGAAUCGUAGUUGAUUUCUUGUUUUUGCUGUUUAUUGGAUGCAUGUGGAGUUUGAAAUCAUAGCGAUGAUGAUGAUGGGAAAGUAGUUCUAGUCUUUGCUAAUCCCAAAGAGGGUGGAAAGGAACCUACUUGUUGAAGGUCUCGUGGCUUUUGCAUAAAACUCCAAAGUAUUGACAAUUUUGAGGCCAUACGAAUUCUGGACUUGCCAAGAAACAAUCAAAAUUCCUGUUCAUUCAAUGCCCAGUUUUACUGCUAAUUGCCCCUUGUGGUGGAAUUCCGAUGUACAUCGAAUUCCACCAGCUUUAUCUGAAAAUGCAUGCUUAAAAGCGGGAUCUCCUCCACAACUUUGUCAUGAUGCAAAGCAUUUAGGUCUUCAACUACCGAUCCAGGAAUCAGCCACAAUUCAGUUGACUGGUCAAUCUAACCCGAAAGCAGACAGAGAUGAAGGCUGUGUCAGGGAUGUGGAAGGUCAAAAGAAGCCUUUCAUGUUGAAUAAUCCAGAUAUUAUCAGCAAUCCUUCACAAGUUGCUCACAACUAUUUAAUGUCUCGAGUGUCACAUGCCUAUGCCGAGCCAUGCUUGUUGACUACUUACGGACCACCAGCUAUUAUUCAGCCCCAGAUGGUGGGGAGAGCGCCUGCACGAGUCCCACUGCCACUUGAUUUUUCAGAUGAUGGACCCAUUUAUGUCAAUCCGAAACAGUACCAUGGAAUUCUUAGAAGGAGGCAGUCACGGGCAAAGCUUGAGGCUAAAAAAAAAGUUGUCAAAACUCGAAAGCCAUAUCUUCACGAGUCUCGGCAUCGUCAUGCGUUAAAUAGGGUUAGGGGAUCCGGUGGACGCUUUGUCAGCACAAGAAAGCUUCAUAAUCCUGAUCCAGCCACUACUAGCAACAGCCAUUGCGUCUCAGGCUCCAUUGACUUGCUUUCAAGUAAAACUAUGUCUGAGUUUGACAGUCAUCGAUUUGUGGCCAGUCAAGAUGUUUCUUCCCUUACCACCUGCUCCAACAUCAAUAGCAAGGAUAACAAUAAGUUUCAGCUGCGGGAUCCCAGAUUCUCAGGCACCUUUCCCCCCACGGGUGGCCGUGGAUCCAUGCAAUGCAAUGGAGGCCUUGUGUCUGGAGGCACCCAGCACUGUGCUUCAGUGGUCCGGUAAGAUGAAUAUAAACGAAGACCAUGUUACUGGUCAGGCAACUCAUCCUUGGCUUUGUUACUUUACUUUCUAUAUGUUUCCUACAUGUCUUGCAAAAAGCGUUUGGCAUGCCACAAUGUAAUCUCUACCUAACUGUUUCAUUUGCAUGUGUUAAUAAGAGAACAUUGAUACGGUUGUGUGA